UGUGAGCCACGAGGGUCGGAGAAUGCGCGCGCACUUGCCGGCUCCGUCUCGCCACGCUCAGUCAGCGCUCAGUCGAUCUAAAGCAACGCGCGUUGUAACCGACCGAAAAGUCGAGACUUUUUUAUUAUACCGCAAAAGACGCGCGAGUCGCGUUCCAAUUUCCAAAUUAUAUUCUUAAUUAUCGAGAUUAAAUAGUCUUCCGCGUUCGUUCGUUUUAGAACGAAUAUUUCGAAGAUUAAGACUGAAGUGUCCCACAGUGAACGUUAUCAGCUGAUCGCCCAAAUUUCGUGUUAAUUUAGUGCAAACAUACGAUCCGCUGAACGUGCCGGAUAUUAAAUGUUGAUGGAAAAACUAUUAAGGAAAAAGAUCGAAUAGCAAGUAAUGCUUUGUAAAAAAAUAAAUUAAUAACGUUAAAGUCUGUUAAAUAAAAUGGCGACUGAGUCCCAAGAGUAUAUGAAUGGAAUUAGAAGGCCUGGUCCCUUAACGAGAGAGAUACCAGAAUGUAUGCGAGAUAAAUACACAAUUAUACAGACUGUUUUGGAUGUACUUGCAUUUUUGAUGCUUGCGAUCGGUUAUGUAAUUCAAGGAAUAUACAAGUCAAUAGUUGGUAUUCCAAAGAAAGAUCUAAAAGGAAGUAUAGCGCUUGUGACGGGAGGAGGCGGUGGCCUUGGAAGUCUCAUUGCCCUGCGUCUGGCCAGGCUUGGCUGCGUCAUCGUUUUAUGGGACAUCAACAAAAAAGGGUUAGAAGACACUGAGAAACUAGUCAAGGGAUUAGGCGGGAAGUGUUUUGGGUAUGUGGUAGAUCUCGCCAGCAGAGACGAUAUCUACCAGGUCGCGAAGAAAGUCGAAAAGGAAGUCGGCAGGGUAACAUUACUCAUCAACAAUGCUGGAGUAGUGUCUGGCCAAUAUCUGCUAGAUACGCCGGACCAUCUCAUACAAAGAACGUUUGACGUCAACAUCUUGGCGCAUUUCUGGACGGUUAAGGCGUUUCUGCCAGCAAUGUUGGAACACAACGACGGUCAUAUUGUGACCAUUGCGUCCAUGGCUGGACAGGUCGGUGUGGCGAAACUUGUGGACUACUGCUCCUCGAAGUCAGCGGCCUGUGGCUUCGACGAGGCACUGAGAUUAGAAUUAGAAGUCAAAGGAGUCAAAGGCGUGCACACGUCCCUCAUAUGCCCUUAUUUCAUUCGUGCGACCGGAAUGUUUGAAGAGGUCAACUCAAGGUUUGUGCCAACGCUGAGUUCGAACGAUGUAGCUGACCGCGUCAUACUAGCGAUCCGCACCAAUGAACCUCUAGCCGUUAUACCGGCAUACUUCAGACUGUUGUUGCCUUUUAAAUGGAUCGUGCCGUGGCCGUGCAUAUCAGAACUGAUACGCGGCUUAGUGCCGGACGCGAUGCCCGCAGCCUCGCCGGCGCCGGAGCCCAUGCGCGAAACCAAACACAUCCUCGCCACGCCGAGCAAAUGCGAGUCUCGGCCAAUGGCCCUCGCCUCGCCGCCUGCGAGACACGAUCGGCAAGUGUGACCGCGACUUUACGUUUAUGAUAUAAAACAUUGGAGCAAAUGUUGCCUAUUUCAUAAAAAAAAUUAAACUCUGUACGUUUUAUUGUAAUAUGUUUUGAAAUUAUUUUUAAAUAUAAACAUAUUAUUUACAUUUAAAAAUCCUCAUGAAGUUAUAUCGGAGGAUAUUUUGAUUUUUAUACGUAGCUUGUCCGUGUCGUGCAUUCAAAAAAAUGAAAGAUCUUUCAAAUGCGUUAAAUGGAUUUUACAUACCUACUUGUAAAGAUAUUCAAUCUCGAGGACCAAUCUAGUUGCCUUUUUAAAUGCCUUACUGAAUAGAAUAAGUGUAACAAAUUGUUAUCGAUUAUAUAAUCGGAAAGUAUAUAAGUAUAGGUUUAUGGUUUUUGUGAUUAACAUUUUUAUGACGUCAAUGGGUGAUUUUGUGAUUUGAUUAAAAAUGUUUAAAUUUCAAUAAUAAAAAAUAAUUAUGUACUGUAAUUGUGCUUAUCUCUCACAAAUUAAUCUUUUAAGUUUAGUAAUAUAAAUAUAGAAGUAAUUUCGUUUGUAAACUUAGGGGUACCGUGUUAUUAGUCAUAUUGUGAUUUUUAGUUAUAUAAUAAUUUGACAAAAAAUAUUAAGAUUUUAUCAUUCUGUACUAUGAUCAGAGAUGAGACGCAGUUCCCUAUUACAUCAACUAAGUGUACUGCCAUUAAGUAAUGCCUUGUAACAUUGUGUUCUGGUAUAAAGGUUAAGGCCUUUGUACGUACAAGAACAACGCAUAUAUUUUUUACGUUUGGCAACAUUGUCCUAUAAAUAAA
Vanessa tameamea is the source of this 2317-nucleotide messenger RNA. Its product is annotated as estradiol 17-beta-dehydrogenase 11-like. The record is from RefSeq and is a predicted model, not a curated record. Gene Ontology annotation, molecular function: oxidoreductase activity, acting on the CH-OH group of donors, NAD or NADP as acceptor. NCBI's taxonomy places the organism in Eukaryota, Metazoa, Arthropoda, Insecta, Lepidoptera, Nymphalidae. Bases 430 to 1524 code for a protein of 364 amino acids. Gene Ontology annotation, cellular component: lipid droplet. The transcript is spliced from 7 exons.